GGCACUCGGGCAGGGUAGGUAUACACCAGAAAACACAGGGCGAGUUCCCCGAGUCAAAACACAGUCGCAUAAUCAAACAGCAAGCAACGGCGGAGCCGGAGCCCGAGUGUUGGAUGAUAUUAUCGUACCAACGACCGAGGGCGCUGGCUUUGGAAUUACGAUCUCAAAUAACCAGAAGGACGUUCGUUUCUUCAAUGGAGACAAACGCAAACUUUAAAAUCCCCCAAACGAAAGAUUAUUCUCACUAUAACCACACUGAUUCUUGCAAGUCUUCCAGAUGGACUUCUAGGGAAUCUUAUGUGUUCAUGUAUGGGAGACCAUGGCAAAAUGUGAUCAACUUUUACUCAGAUGUGGUUAAUGGUCGGAUUACAUUGCUUCAGUUGUUUGGAGCCAAGACACAUCACAUUCCAGAUGAUAAUAGUCUAGACCCUUCUGAUGAAUCUGAAUAUGUUAUUACUCCAUCACAAAAACGAGCUGGAAGGUGGGCCCGAAUGAAUUAUAAGAUAGUUGUUUCAUACCAUGGAGGAUCCUUUGAUGGAUGGCAAAAGCAACCAGAGUUGAAUACUGUUCAAGAGGUGAUUGAAAAGUCUCUUGGGAAGUUUGUUGAUGAAAGGAAAGCUGCAUUAUUGAGGGAUAAAGGUCUUCCUCUUGAAGCCAAUGUUGUAGUUGCUGGAAGAACUGAUAAAGGGGUGACUGGUUUUCAACAAGUCUGCUCUUUCUAUACGUGGAGAGAGGAUAUUAAGCCUCAAGAUAUUGAAGAUGCCAUUAACAGCAUAACACCAGGAAAGCUUAGGGUCAUAUCUGUUUCUAAGGUCCCACGAACAUUCCAUCCUAAUUUCUCUGCAAAAUGGAGGCGAUAUUUAUAUAUCUUUCCUUUGAAUGAUGGGGAAACUGAUGAAGAAGAUUCUAAUAACCAAGAAAACAACAUUAUUGGUGAAAAAAGUUUUAAAAAAUCUUCAUUUGAUGAUGAAAAUGAAAAAGAUGAUGAGGAAAAUAUACAAAAACCAACAAGGUUUAAAGUUAGUAAGGUCAACAAGCUUCUUCAACAAUUAGAAGGGAAAUUAUUAUCUUACAAGAUGUUUGCACGUGAUACAAAACCCUCAAGAAACACUGGUCCUCCAACUGAGUGUUUUGUGUUCCAUGCGCGGGCCACACAAGUAACUUUAACCAUUGAUGCAAAGAAAGGAGAAUAUACAAAGGCAAUGUGCAUCGAAUUGGUUGCUAAUCGUUUUUUACGCAAGAUGGUUCGUGUGCUUGUGGCAACAUCAAUAAGAGAAGCGGCGGCUGGAGCUGAAGAUGAUGCGCUGAUAAAAUUGAUGGAUGCCACGUGUCGACGUGCCACGGCCCCACCAGCACCCCCUGAUGGCCUUUGUCUUUUUGAUGUUGGCUAUAAAGAUUUUGAUUCACAAAUUUGCUUAAUCGUUUAAGUUGUAACAUAAUAUUCAAAUAUUUUUAACCAUUAAUUAUAUGGAAAAACUUUAUCUAGACAA
Molecule: messenger RNA, 1490 nt
Organism: Lactuca sativa (garden lettuce)
Lineage: Eukaryota; Viridiplantae; Streptophyta; Magnoliopsida; Asterales; Asteraceae
Product: Pseudouridine synthase family protein
Biological process (GO): tRNA pseudouridine synthesis
Molecular function (GO): RNA binding; pseudouridine synthase activity
Source: RefSeq, a predicted model, not a curated record